GUGGAGGUGCUGGGUGGGCAGGAGCGGGGAGGAGUGAGGACAUUUAGGACAGGACCUCGGAGGGAAGGAGACCAGCCUGAACUGUUGGAAGACCACUGGAGGUUCAGGAACAAAGGGAAGAAUAGGAUUUGGGGAGGACACAGAGAGGGCACUGCCCACCUAGGAGCUCCUGGCCAAAGUCAGGUGGAAGGAGGUGUCAGAGAAGGUCCUAAGAGACAGGAGGCAGGAAGCUGUCUGGGGGGGGUGGAGGGGAGUGUCUCAGUGACCUGUUGGUUGACCUUCUGCCAGGAGGGAAGUCUCUAGCGGGAUGAGGGAGGCGGGCAGAGGCACUGGGGACCAGCUGUGGAGGCCCAGGCCUGGAUCUUAUUUGCCGAGUGCCCAGGCUGGUCAGAGAUUGCAGGUGUCAAGAAAGAGGAGGGCCUGGAGGCCAGGGGUGGUGCCAGCACGGGCACUGUGGCUGCAUCGUGGAGGAGCUGCAGGGGCAGGGACCCUGGCAAGCCCUCUCAGACUCCCACCCUCUUCCGGAAUUAGUUACCCCUCAGUCCGGUCUGUAGUGCCUCAAGAGCCUUCUACAUAUGGGAGUGAUCAUGGGAUCCUUUGGGGACAUGGCAAGAGAGGGGUCCAGAACUCAGGACUUAGGCCAGUUUGGGGGGUCCGAGACUAAAGCUGCACCCUGGCUUCAUUAAGCAGACUCUUUCCCACCCUGCAGCCUCCUGCCACAGUAAUUAGGCUGGGGGUUGCCAUGGUAACUGGGGAGGUGACCUAGAAAGGAAUUAGGGCGGGGAGGAGACCAAGCCCCCAGGGACCCUAGGGCCUGGCACCCCCUCACCCACAGACCAGGCUACCAUGUGGAGCUGAGGCCCAAGGCCUGAGUCGAAGGAAACGCCAGGACCCUCCCAGGAUCUCUAGCUCUAGUGGCAGCCUUGGGAGCUCGCUCGUCUUAGGAGCAGGAAGGAGAUUUGCUGUGUGUGUGGGGGGAGGGGUUCCCCUGGGUCCAGCAGAUGCCCUGAGGAGGGCCAGCCCCCACCCCUGCCUCUGCUAGGCUUCUUGGAAGGUCUGCCAGGCAUGUGGAGAAGUGCUGUGGGGCACACCGGCAGGAGGUGGGGAGGGAUCUUCUGCCAGGGCUAGCUGGGGAGGGAGGGAGGGGAAUCCAGUCUUGCCCCCCAGGGAUGGGAGUGACAUGUCCCCUGAGCUCCGGGCUGGAACUCGGCAGGCCUGGGAGCUGGGCGGUGCUGCUUCUGGUCUGACUGUGUCCUUGUCCCCCAUCUCCCGGCCCACCCACCCGCCCCCUCCCCACGCAGAUAUCCGGGGCUCCGGGAAGAAGCCGGUGAUGCUGUUUCUGCAUGGCGGCUCCUACAUGGAGGGCACCGGGAACAUGUUCGAUGGCUCUGUCCUGGCCGCCUACGGCAACGUCAUUGUAGCCACACUCAACUACCGGCUUGGGGUGCUCGGUUUUCUCAGCACUGGGGACCAGGCUGCAAAAGGCAACUAUGGGCUCCUGGACCAGAUCCAGGCCCUGCGCUGGCUCAGUGAGAACAUUGCCCACUUUGGGGGCGACCCCGAGCGCAUCACCAUCUUCGGAUCUGGGGCAGGGGCCUCCUGUGUCAACCUUCUGAUCCUCUCCCACCAUUCAGAAGGGCUGUUCCAGAAGGCCAUCGCCCGGAGUGGCACUGCCAUUUCUAGCUGGUCUGUCAACUACCAGCCGCUCAAGUACACGCGGCUGCUGGCGGCCAAGGUGGGCUGUGACCGGGAGGACAGCGCCGAGGCCGUGGAGUGUCUGCACCGGAAGCCUUCUCGGGAGCUGGUGGACCAGGACGUGCAGCCUGCCCGCUACCAUAUCGCCUUUGGGCCCGUGGUGGACGGUGACGUAGUCCCCGAUGACCCUGAGAUCCUCAUGCAGCAGGGAGAAUUCCUCAACUACGACAUGCUCAUCGGUGUCAACCAGGGAGAGGGCCUCAAGUUCGUGGAAGACUCAGCAGAGAGCGAGGACGGCGUGUCCGCCAGCGCCUUCGACUUCACUGUCUCCAACUUUGUGGACAACCUGUAUGGCUACCCAGAGGGCAAGGAUGUGCUGCGGGAGACCAUCAAGUUUAUGUACACAGACUGGGCCGACAGGGACAAUGGCGAGAUGCGGCGCAAGACCCUGCUGGCGCUCUUUACCGACCACCAGUGGGUGGCACCGGCUGUGGCCACCGCCCAGUUGCACGCUGACUACCAGUCCCCUGUCUACUUUUACACCUUCUACCACCACUGCCAGGCUGAGGGCCGGCCCGAAUGGGCAGACGCAGCGCACGGGGACGAGCUACCCUACGUCUUUGGUGUGCCCAUGGUGGGCGCCACCGACCUCUUCCCCUGCAACUUCUCCAAGAAUGAUGUCAUGCUCAGUGCCGUGGUCAUGACCUACUGGACCAACUUCGCCAAGACUGGCGACCCCAACCAGCCGGUGCCACAGGACACCAAGUUCAUCCACACCAAGCCCAACCGCUUCGAGGAGGUGGUGUGGAGCAAGUUCAACAGCAAGGAGAAGCAGUACCUGCACAUCGGCUUGAAGCCGCGCGUGCGCGACAACUACCGCGCCAACAAGGUGGCCUUCUGGCUGGAGCUCGUGCCGCACCUGCACAACCUGCACACGGAGCUCUUCACCACCACCACGCGCCUCCCUCCCUACGCCACGCGCUGGCCGCCGCGCCCGCCCCCUGGUGCCCCAGGCACUCGCCGCCUGCCGCCUCCGGCCACCCUGCCGCCCGAGCCGGAGCCUGAGCCGGGCCCCCGGGCCUACGACCGCUUCCCCGGGGACUCCCGAGACUACUCCACGGAGCUCAGCGUCACCGUGGCCGUGGGCGCCUCCCUCCUCUUCCUCAACAUCCUCGCCUUCGCCGCCCUCUACUACAAGCGGGACCGGCGGCAAGAGCUGCGGUGCAGGCGGCUCAGCCCCCCCGGCGGCUCAGGCUCUGGCGUGCCCGGUGUGGGCCCCCUGCUCCCUGCGGCCGGCCGUGAGCUGCCACCCGAGGAGGAGCUGGUGUCGCUGCAGCUGAAGCGGGGUGGGGGUGUCGGGGCGGACCCUGCGGAGGCCCUGCGCCCCGCCUGUCCGCCUGACUACACCCUGGCCCUGCGCCGGGCGCCGGACGAUGUGCCUCUCUUGGCCCCCGGGGCCCUGACCCUGCUGCCCAGCGGCCUGGGGCCACCCCCUCCCCCGCCGCCCCCCUCCCUCCAUCCCUUUGGGCCCUUCCCCCCGCCUCCCGCCACCGUUACCAGCCACAACAACACACUCCCCCAUCCCCACUCCACCACUCGGGUAUAGGGGGCAGCUCGGGGAGGCCCCCCUCCGCGGCCCUCCCGGCCCGCUCAGAAGGCAGGGAGGAGGACUUGGCGACAGGCUUUUGUCGUGUGGAGCUGUCACACGUCGAGGAGCUUUAGGUGGACAUGGGUUUCCUCGCCGGGAUGUGUGCGCUUCUCCCGCGCGGAGUGGCCCGUUCUCUUCUCCGGACCUGGGCCUUUGAACAACUUGGGGGGGGGGGGGUGUUUUUUCCCCUCCGUCGUCUGGACACCCGUCUUCGAUGUGUGGAGACGUGGAAGUAUUUUCCCACGUGGAGGUGUGCUUUCUCACGAGGGGGUGUGUUUUCCCAUGUGCAGGGUGAGGUUUUUUUGCCUCCCUGGACACAUGUUGGCUCCCUCAAAGAAUUUCUGUGGGGAUUUGUGCCCCAGAAUCCUGUUCCCUCAUGCCUUCUCCCACCUCCUCCCUCCUCCCACCCCCUGGAGACCCUGGAAGUGGUGUGUUCACAAACAGCGACCCUUGGCCACCGGACGACGCAGGGUGGUGCCUGGGAAGUAGCGAGGAAAUCACAGCCCCCCUGCCCUGCCCCCAGCCCUCCCGCCCCGGCGAAGCAUGUGUAUCCCCCGUGGCACAAGUGAGGUGAAGCACGGUCUCCCCGGGCAGGCCUCGCCUUCCACAGAUGACAGACACACAUUCCCUGCCGCGGGGAAGGGAGGAGAUCCUGCAUCCCUGUGCUGCCUGGGAACUUGUCUUCCCCUGGGUCCAGGAUGCAUUUCUGAGUGGAAACAUGUUCUUGCAUGUGGACGUAUGUUUUCCCAUGCAGACGGCCCCUUUCUCUCCAGCACUUCCCUGCACCUUAGGGCCUCAGGCCCAGCACUUAACUUCUCACACAGCCGGUGUGAAAGGACUUCAAACUGACAGAAGCCGAGGGGGAGGGACAAACCCUGAGGAGACGAGCAGACCCUAAGCUCUGCCCUUCCUUCCCCUCGAGUUCGGGGGGUGGGGGGCUGCGUGGCACCUGCCACCUGCCACCCACAGAGGCCGUGCAUGUUUGACCACAGCCCUCACCGCGGUCUGAGGGCAGCCCUUCUUCCCUCCGUCCUCAGACCGUCGCUCAUCCGUGCCAAACGGGUGAGGUGGGUUUGAGGGGCGAAGACCCCCCGAAACGUGCCAAGGAUUCCUCAGUCCUGGGCCAGGGCAGGUAGGAUACAGGAGAUGGGGAGGUGGCAGCUAAAGGGGUCCCACCUGCGUCCCUCUUCUCACCAUGUCUCAUCCCUCCCUGUCUGCCCCUGUUUUCCCUCCCCCCUUCACUGUCCCCCUCUGAAGCCAUCCCUUCCUGGUCUCAAACCAGCUUCUCCCCUCAGCUGCCCACCCCCUCCUUUGACCUGCCCCCUCGUCCCUGGGCCACCAGGGCUGAAGGAAAGGAGCAGUGGAGGGGGGAGGGGAGGAGAGCAGGGGAGAAAGGCUUUCCCGGACAGGUUGGGGGAGAGAACGGUUGGGGGAGAGAACGGGGUCAGCUGUACUGAGGAACAGAUGGAGGGGGCAGUGCGGGACGGCGCUGGGGCAGACACCAGCAGGAAGAAUUUGAUUUGAAGGGAUGUGUGUAAGGUGACUGCCCAAAGAGAAACGGUUUGGGCCUCUGGGGAAAGGAACAAUGUCGGGAAGGGUUUCAAGGGACACCAGACGAGAAGGAGCCAAUCCUUGUCUGCUGGCAUUUUGUGGGUUCAUUAGUGCCAAAUUUGAAUGGGGGGUGGAGUGCUGUCUUCCACUGACACCCAAAUCCAGAAUCCCUGGUCUUGGCUCCCCAGAACUUUGCCUCCUGACUGUCCCUUCUGCCCCCACCUCCACCCAUGGAAACUUAGUUCUUUUCCCACCCCUUCCCCUGCCUGGUCUAGCUCCUUUCCAAACAGCCCUGCCCUCUAAAUGCUAGGGACCUGGGCCCUGAACCCUGUAGACAGAUGCCCCCCAAACUGGGGCAUGGGAGGGGGGCUGGGGGACCCCAUGAUUCAGCCACGGACUCCAAUGCCCAGCCCCUGUCCCCAGAACAAUUCCUUGACAAUCCCAUGUCCCCACCCCAACCCUUCGCGGCUCUGUACACAUUUUUAAACCUGGCAAAAGAUGAAGAGAAUAUUGUAAAUAUAAAAGUUUAACUGUU
Molecule: messenger RNA, 5429 nt
Organism: Balaenoptera acutorostrata (minke whale)
Lineage: Eukaryota; Metazoa; Chordata; Mammalia; Artiodactyla; Balaenopteridae
Product: neuroligin-2-like
Exons: 5
Coding region: 1181-3301 (706 amino acids)
Biological process (GO): presynaptic membrane assembly; chemical synaptic transmission; modulation of chemical synaptic transmission
Cellular component (GO): synapse; postsynaptic specialization membrane; cell surface
Molecular function (GO): neurexin family protein binding; signaling receptor activity
Source: RefSeq, a predicted model, not a curated record